AUGUCACUGGAUGUCUUCAAGGUCCCUUUCAACCUCAACAAGAGCCGUCGUGCGACCUGUGCAGCCUCGGAUCUUAAGCGGAUGCUGACCAUCAAAACUUCGUCUGUCUUGGUCAGACGUCAGCAGAAAAAGGCGGAUGAUCAGAGUGACGGUAGCAACAAUGGAGUAAAUAACCACGACGGCCCUGUGGAUGAGAUUUUGAAGACUUCUCGAUAUCAUCCUGAUGAACAAGUGAUGGAUCGUCAGGGCGAUGAUGAUGGGCAACAGUAUCAGAACUUUGCUCAAGAUGGACAGGCGAUGGAAGACGAGGAUAGCUACCGAUACCAACAUCAACAUGCUCACCACCAAUACAGCAAUGAUGCGGCGGAAGAGUCUUUCAACCCGUUCGUACAACACCACAACAACCACAAAGGACACGGUCAAGACAUAGCAGCACAUCCCUUCGACUCUGCACCUGAUCAGGAUACAGACCCAUACCGCCAACCGUUCCAGGCAACAGAUCGACCCAUCAAUAUAGACGAGAAGAAAUCCACGAACAUGACGCGUCGCCGAUAUAGCGUCUUCUCCGACUGGUCGAUUGAAGACUGUCCACGCCUUUUGGCUAUGCAGCAGCGACAACAGCAGCAGCAGCGGGAGGAGCAGGAGCAGCUUGAUCGACUGUAUCAGGGUAUGUCGUCAUCGCAGACAAUGUUGGCUCGCUCUACGACAGACACGAGUCUAGGUCAGACCUACGACAUUACACAACAUCGGCGCCACACAACAAUUGCACACACCCAUCAUCCUUCACCCGAAUCCUCAACACCAGCUCCACCACCUGCAGCAGUGGCUUCUUCAGGGAUGACAGGACGACCGCGCAGGAACACGGUCAUCCUUGGCAAGAACCUGAUCCGAUCCGCAACAUCAGCAGCAGGUCCCAACCAUCGUCGUCCCAACCCAGAGACUGCGUCCCUCAAAUCAACGACCUCUCGACAUCCCGCGACAACAGAUGCCUACACUGCAUCCCUCCAACGCCGCCAACUGCGACAACAACAGCAGCAACAGCAACAGAAACAGCAUGAGCAUGGGAAUGGCCAGCUACGACAACCUGUAGGAAGGCCUGAGUCCUCACAUUCGUACAAGCACGACUUUUUGAAGGACACGGCAAAGUGGAAACCGCACCCUUGGACAGUAGCCUCGUCUUCGUAUUCCAGUGCCUGUUCGAGCCCCUCGUCUCCUCUUCACCAGAGCAGGUUUCCACAUGAGUUGGGUCAUGAGGAGAGUGAUCAAGACGACUCUGAUGAAAGUAGUAGUGAAGACGACGACAGUGGCAGUAACAGCGACAGCGAGGAAGAUAGUGAGGAUGAUGCCGAGCCGCUGUACCACGAUAUGAAAGCGAUCCAAAUGAAACCCUAUGGCCAUGAGGACGACGACGACGAUGGUUACAGUAGAUUCGAGCAACAGGCAGGCCAGGAGGAUGUGGGUCCUCAAGAGCAGGGAUACGAGGACGGCAGUGGCGGCAAUUAUGGUUACUAUGACGAUUCGUUUCAAUGGCACCCCUACAACUACGAUCAACAACCUGACUCUACAGGCGGCUAUUACGAGUCACCAUCUUCAUCGGCCGCCGCGUUCUCGGAGUCCACAACAACACCUUCCAAGGCCCAGUCCCAGGACAGUCUCGCCAAAAAAGCCAGCCUUGCCAAAGCCAAGUUCUACAAGUACCUCAGCAAAUCCGCCACCACAACCUCUCCUUCCUCCUCCUCACAACACAACUACCAUCCAUUAGACAGCGGUGACAGCGACCUCGAAACCACCAGCCAUCACCACUACCAGCAUGGCUUCUACGAAGCAGAAGUAGACAACUACGACCACGACAGCAGCCAUCACCAAUUCGGAUCAGGAUACUCGUUCACGUCGUCAUUGAGAGCCCGCGUGCGGUUGACAAAGACCAAGACAGUGCUUCGACAAGUCAAGCGGCGGUUGAGUGAGGCUCUUUCGGAGGCGACUACUAAGGCAGCUAGUACUUUGAGACAUGAUCUGCAUAUUGGCAAGAAAUUUGGUCCUGGCCCUGUUGGGAUGAAUGGGGUGGUUGAGAUGGAGAGUAGUUCUUCUCAGGGACAGGAACACCUUGCCCAGACUAGCCGGUAG
Molecule: messenger RNA, 2124 nt
Organism: Linnemannia hyalina
Lineage: Eukaryota; Fungi; Mortierellomycota; Mortierellomycetes; Mortierellales; Mortierellaceae
Source: the annotation of a GenBank genome assembly